Molecule: messenger RNA, 2089 nt
Organism: Symsagittifera roscoffensis
Lineage: Eukaryota; Metazoa; Xenacoelomorpha; Acoela; Convolutidae
Product: PRL-1 phosphatase-like
Exons: 5
Coding region: 740-1624 (294 amino acids)
Biological process (GO): protein dephosphorylation
Cellular component (GO): cytoplasm; nucleus
Molecular function (GO): protein tyrosine phosphatase activity
Source: RefSeq, a predicted model, not a curated record
CACUUCCUUUUUCGCGUUUCAGACUAAUUGAAUGUUCGGUUGUGCCCUAGUGUGUAAAAUGCGAAAUGGUUCCACUGCUCUGACUUGUCAAAUAGUACUGCAACUUAUAAUCACUUGAACACCGUCUUUGUUCUGGUCGAAGUCCAGAGUCAAACUACUGCUGAAUCGACUAGAAAAAAUACAUAAUUUACCUCAAUCAACUGAAACUAUCGAGAAAAAAUACUAUUUAUUUGAAGAAAAAAAAAUUAGUGAGCAUUCGCAGAUAUAGGACUACUGCAUUUGUUUGUACUCUGCCGAAUCACAUUAUUUUAGAAUAUUUUACAAAUUAGUUUCGUACUGUAUAGCUAGUUCAUCAUUAGUGAGUUGCUGAAUCACAAUUGCCGUUAGAAUAUCUUCUCUGUAAUCUCUCAACUGUCAAUCAUUGUUUUAUUCUUAUUUGAUCCUGCAGUUGGAUUUCAUUGACUGGAUUCCCUUAUUGUGUAGGGUGGUGAAAAUUAGUUAUAACUAGUGCUCGUAGUAUUAUUAGUUUUACUUCACGCACCAGAAGUAUCAGCUUAUAAGGUGGCCACACUGAAAGAGCGUCGGUGAAUUUAUCCUUUCGUUAGUGUGCGAAUCCGAUAUUCUGUCUCUAAAAGGAGACCUAUUUUGUGUGGCGUCGACAUUAUUUCACUGAUUACUGGUGAAGUUUUUAUCUAGCUAUUGUCUUGGUAGUGUUCGAUUAGAUUGUUGCAUUGGGAAGAUGCGCUCAGGAGUGGGAUUCCAGUACCAGCCUGCUGCAAAUGGGACUGCGGCGGCUGAGUCAUCAUCGUCCUCGUCUGUCACCCCCACUCCCCACCAAAGUGCCUCAUCAACUGCUGCCUCGCGGGGAACAGGGAGUGUGAACACUUCAGUCUCAGGAGUGUCGAGUGCGUCCAAUCUGAAGUGUCUGCUGCCGCAGAGUGCGGAGAUCAAGUGUGGAGACCAGUUCAAGUUCCUCAUCCUCAUGAUGCCCACAGACACCUCAGUGCCCUUCUUCAUCCAGGAGCUGAACAAACACAACUGCAAGUGUGUGGUCAGAGUCUGCGAGAGCAGAUACUCCCUUGAGCCAUUCAAACAGGCCAACAUACAGGUGAUUGAUUUGCCUUACCAAGACGGGAGUGCACCCUCUCCUGAAGUGAUCAACACAUGGAUUGAGUUGCUGCAGGGCAAGAGGGCAGAACUGCAGAGGGAGAAGAAGGAACAGAAGGAGGAGGGGGGCAAGGGAUCUACGCCCACAUCGUCUAAUGCUAAUUCUGCCUUAACCGAGAACAACAACCACCUCAACAAACACAAUAGUGCAGGCUCUUCUUCGCCAUCUGGGAGUGACAAAGAGAAAGAGAAGGACAAGGAUGGCAAAGGGGGGAAGGAGAAGGAGCCAGUGUGUGUGGCCAUCCACUGUGUGGCGGGACUGGGCAGGGCGCCGGUGCUGGUGGCUGUGGCCCUGAUGGAGUGUGGCAUGAAGAGUCUGGAAGUGGUGGAACAGAUACGGGCCAAACGCAGAGGUGCUAUAAACCAGACGCAGUUGGACUUUUUGACGAACUACAAAUCGAAGAAGCGCCUGAAGCAAAACAGAAACAAACUGAUGGCCUGCUUCCAGAUUAUGUAACUGGACUCAAACUGCUCUCAAUCAUUGGCUUCCAGAUCAAAGCUUAGAAAAACCCACUGAAAUACGCUAACUUGAAACAGAAACACAGAUGCUUAGUUGGAUUGAUUGCACAUAUACAAUGUUUUGCGCGCUUCAGAAGAAGUUAUAGAAGAAGUUUAUGCCCGAUUUUACACGGAACUGUUGCUGAUAUCUGAUGAAUAGUCAGAAAAGUCUAAUCACGAUUGACAUAUUGUUAUCUUCUGCAGUAAUAUCACUAGACUCUAUUAUAGCUAACCUAUCUUUAACCAAAUUUGAAGCAAUUUAGCUUAGGUUAAUGCAGCAGCGUUAUUAACAUGAGAUUUUAUUGUAUUUUGUUGUUGCUCAUGCAGAUGGCCUAUGGUUUGUAAUGUUCGCAAUAAUUUGUCUUUAUUUUUGCAGAACUCAGCUAUCGUUUAUGCCUUUUGCUCAAUUCAGAUUUUCACUGGA